AUGAUCUUGGCAAACGCCUUCUGCCUCUUCUUCUUUUUAGACGAAACCCUCCGCUCUUUGGCCAGCCCUUCCUCCCUGCAGGGCUCUGAGCUCCACGGCUGGCGCCCCCCAGUGGACUGUGUCCGGGCCAAUGAGCUGUGUGCGGCUGAAUCCAACUGCAGCUCCAGGUACCGCACCCUUCGGCAGUGCCUGGCAGGCCGGGAUCGAAAUACCAUGCUGGCCAAUAAGGAGUGCCAGGCGGCCCUGGAGGUCUUGCAGGAAAGCCCACUGUAUGACUGUCGCUGCAAGCGGGGCAUGAAGAAGGAGCUGCAGUGUCUGCAGAUCUACUGGAGCAUCCAUCUGGGGCUGACCGAGGGUGGGGAGUUCUACGAAGCUUCCCCCUAUGAGCCAGUGACCUCACGCCUCUCGGACAUCUUCAGGCUUGCUUCAAUCUUCUCAGGGACAGGGGCAGACCCAGUGGUCAGUGCCAAGAGCAAUCACUGCCUGGAUGCCGCCAAGGCCUGCAACCUGAACGACAACUGCAAGAAGCUCCGCUCCUCCUACAUCUCCAUCUGCAACCGUGAGAUCUCGUCCACCGAACGCUGCAACCGCCGCAAGUGCCACAAGGCCCUGCGCCAGUUCUUUGACCGUGUGCCCAGCGAGUAUACCUACCGCAUGCUCUUCUGUUCCUGUCAGGACCAGGCAUGUGCUGAGCGUCGCCGGCAAACCAUUCUGCCCAGCUGCUCCUAUGAGGACAAGGAGAAGCCCAACUGCCUGGACCUGCGCACCCUGUGCCGUAUAGACCACCUGUGCCGGUCCCGCCUGGCAGACUUCCAUGCCAACUGUCGAGCCUCCUACCGGACACUCACCAGCUGCCCUGCAGACAACUAUCAGGCGUGUCUGGGUUCCUAUGCUGGCAUGAUUGGGAUGGGGUUUGAUAUGACGCCCAACUAUGUGGACUCCAGCCCUACUGGCAUCGUUGUGUCUCCCUGGUGCAAUUGUCGUGGUAGUGGGAACCAGGAGGAAGAGUGUGAGAAGUUCCUCAGGGAUUUCACAGAAAACCCAUGCCUCCGGAAUGCCAUUCAGGCCUUUGGCAAUGGCACAGAUGUGAACAUGUCUCCCAAAGGCCCCUCAUUCCCAGCUACCCAGGCCCCUCGGGUGGAGAAGACUCCUUCAUUGCCAGAUGAUCUCAGUGAUAGCACCAGCCUGGGGACCAGUGUCAUCACCACCUGCACAUCUAUCCAGGAGCAAGGGCUGAAGGCCAACAACUCCAAAGAGUUAAGCAUGUGCUUCACAGAGCUCACGACAAACAUCAGUCCAGGGAGUAAAAAGGUGAUCAAACUUUACUCAGGCUCCAGCAGGGCCAGACUGUCGGCUGUCUUGACAGCACUACCGCUCCUGAUGCUGACCUUGGCCUUGUAG
Messenger RNA from Cricetulus griseus (Chinese hamster), 1401 nucleotides. NCBI's taxonomy places the organism in Eukaryota, Metazoa, Chordata, Mammalia, Rodentia, Cricetidae. The record is from RefSeq and is a predicted model, not a curated record.